Scutellospora calospora is the source of this 799-nucleotide messenger RNA. The record is from the annotation of a GenBank genome assembly. Lineage: Eukaryota; Fungi; Glomeromycota; Glomeromycetes; Diversisporales; Gigasporaceae.
GCCUUUUCAAGUAUCAAAAUUUACGAUUAUAAUGUCUAUUCAAGACAACUAUAAGCAUGCCAAGUCUUUCUGUUCAUCUCUUUUAGAAAACUUAAUGGACUUAAAAUCUGAAAGUGGGACUUUGGUGACACUUACAUAUGCACAAAGUCUUGAUGGUAAGAUUUCGGGAAAUAAUGGUCAACAGUUAAUUUUAAGUUGUGAAGAAUCUAUGAUUAUGACACAUAGAUUAAGAGCUUUGCAUGAUGGUAUAUUAGUUGGCAUUGGAACAUUAUUGAAUGAUGACCCACGGCUAACAGGUCCAGAUGAGCCAGAAUCAACUAUUCAACAACCACAACCCAUAAUAUUAGAUUCAACAUUACGAUUUCCUCUUUCAGCAAAAGUGUUAUUACAGUCUAAAAAAUCUCCUUGGAUUUUCACAAGACACGAUCAUGAUCCAAAAAAACGAGAGUUACUAGAAAAAACAGGAGCAAAAAUUAUUUCAAUUGAUUCUGACCAAAAUGGUCAACUUUCUAUAAAUCAUCUUUUAUCAACAUUAUACUCACCACCUUUUUCAAUAAAUUGUUUGAUGGUAGAAGGCGGUGCAAGAAUUAUCAAUUCUUUCUUAAAAAGUGGUAAAGUAGAUCUAUUAAUUGUUACGAUUUCUCCUGUAUUUGUUGGAGAAAAUGGUGUUUCAGCUAUUAUUAGUAAUAAAAAUAAUUCUACGGAAAUUGAAAGUAAUAACUUACCAAAAUUAACAAAUGUUAUUUAUGAAAAAUUUGGUAGAGAUAUUGUUUUGGCUGCUAAUAUUGUUGGCAUUUAA